AUGAUAAUUUCAGGGUUCACACAGAAAAAGAGGUGAGAACCUAUUAUGUCAUUAAAUUAUUUUAUUGUUAUUAAUUACAAUUUAUGUGUCUUUUCUGAAAAAUGUUAAACUUUUUUUUUUUUUUUUUUUUUUUUUUUUUUAUUUUUUUUUUUUUUUUUUUUUUUUUUUGGUAAUGAUUUUAUGGUUUCUUUGAUAUGACAUUUAAAUACAGAAAUACCUAUAACACUCACAAGGUUAGGUUCAAGAACCCAUAAUGGAUAAUGAGGAAUUGCAAAUAUUUGGUACAAGUCACUAUUAAUGUCAAUAAAUGUUAAAUAUUACGUAAAUCAUGCCCCAAAGUCACUAAAAUUCUAUUUAAAAAGUAGCUUAAAAAAUAAUGUAAGUGUUUGACGUAAAAUAAAAACAAACAAAAAAUAAAUGGUUGACGUAAAAAUAGAGUACAGUAUUGCCUAAUUGCUAUGCCAGACUGGUACAUUUACUGUACAGUAUACUAAUGUUACCCAUAAAGAUUACUAAUUCAUUGGCUGCCGUUUUUGAAAAAUUGAUAAAUUACUUAAAAAAUCAAACAUAAAAACAUCUGUAGGGUUUUUUGAAUAUUUCACAAAUUUCACAGAUCUGUGAAAAAAAUCACAAAUGCAAACUUUGGUUCCAAUACUGUUUUUAACUUAAUUCUUGUACAUAAUUCUAACUAAGUUGGUUUUUAUUCGCAACAAUCCAACCUUUGUUUGAAUAUAAUGGAUUCUAAAUUAACAUACCAUAGGGGAGCAGCUUUUAUUGUGGUUUCAUAUACCUUCUUGAGAUCCAUAGACAGACUACAUUGGCUCCAUAAAUGGUCAAAAAUUUUAGUUUAACUGUCCUCACUCAAAAAUAAAUUAAAUUUUUGUUGUUAAUAAUUUUCACUUUGCUUUAACUGAGGACCAUAGAAUCAAGGGGGGGAGGGGUGGUGGGCUAAGAACUCUUAGUGUAAUGAACUUGUUUUUUUUUACUUCAAGCCUGAAUCACUUUAUUUUAUCAUCAUCCAGCUUUAGCAACCUUGAAGAUGUCAGCACCAACAUCCCAGGUCUGCACACUCACUGUAUGAGAUGCAGGCAAGUCAGCUGUUCUCAGUUUGUUGACAAUGUCACUGCUUGCGUCAUGGUCACGUGCGAAGCGUGUGGCUGGAGGUGUCAUGAGUGCAAGCAAGCAGAGCAUGUUUUGUCCUGUCCAGAGGAGCGUGUUUCAUGCGUGAACAAGGAGUAUGGCUGCCCACAUGUAUUGAAAAGAUCCAAGAUGGCUGCCCAUUUAUCUGUUUGUCCAGCGAGCGUUGUGUGCUGCGUUGAAGAAUGGUGCAGGUAUGUAUUGUUGAAGUAACAACUAAAAGGGCAAAAAUCCCUACAAUGUUCCCCCCAAAUAGCAAACAAGAUCACGAAAUGAUAGCACAAGAAUUUAGCUCUUCUACUCGAACAUUUUUGCUUCAUGGUCCAUUUGCAAAAGAGGCCAUUUAAACAAAAAUGUUAUCAAGUAACAAUAACCAAAAACAAAUUAUUAAAAGGAAACAAUGGCGUAAUUCAAAUUUGGUAUACUACUUUUGAUUAUAUUUUGACAAAAAAUUAUGGUUAAACACUGCACGUCAGAUUUCCUUUGAACUAAGAGAUUUUUCACCAUACUCAUAUAUUUUUUCCAAUGAAAGGUGACAUUGUUGUAUUAAUUAAAUAAAACUAUAAAAUAUCUCUUGCUAACAACUUGUGACUAAUUUAUGGCUAAUAGGAAAUAUCAUGGCUACAUUUUUUAUAAACUCAUAAAUAUAUUUUCUCAUAUUCUUUUAGAUGGCCCAUGCAUGCUAAAGACAAAGGUAUACGUAUGCCACUACCAACAAAGAAGACAUACCUUGAUUGUGGACAGUUGGAUGUCGGCCUAGCCAUGAGGGAUCAACGAAUGCUGAUAGGUUCCCUUCAAGCCCCACGUAAGCUGCGCCACACUCUCAGGAACUCUUUGACUAAAAAGUAUCCUGCCGCUCCUCUGACAUACCACAGUGCCUCCUUUGAUUCUGAUCCCGCUGCUUCAGCGGAUACCUCACAUACAGUUUCGGAUGAUGAAACUGAUGCACCAUGGGAUCUUUCAAAGCCACACCCAGGCUUAAUGGAAAGCAUCAGAAGUCGUUUGUUUCGGGUGACUAAAGAGACAACAGACAGUCUAAUAAGUGCUUUGGAAAUUUCAUCCAAUGCAUUGUCAACAGCUCCAGGUAAACUAGCGGGAAUAUCAGAGUCAGGAGAUGGCUGUUGUGUUGAACCAGCAGUUGGGACUGAAGGUGCAAAACAUGUCUUGCAACGAUCUUUUUCAGCAAGCAGUGCUGGCAAUGCUCCAAGUGGAGAUUUGACGAUCGAUACAAAAACUGAUCAGCAAAUCCCUUCAAGGAGUAGUGUAUCUGCUGAACGAUCCAUUAGGUCGUUGGACUCAGGAGAUAGGUCAGUCAGAACAUCCCAGUCGGCCGACCGCUCUGCGAGGAGUAGUCUUUCAUCUGACAGGUUCAGCGAGGCCAGUACAAGAUCAAAAUCCACGCUUCAUGAUGUAGGGGGCACCCAGCUGUACAAGCUGCUGGGCUGCCAGUCUGAGGAAGGACAAGAAGUCCACCUGGCUUCCAUGCUUGGGGUUAACAUUGGGUUUGAGUGCAUCAACAAAUAUGUGAUUAAAAAUCCAAGCAUCUAUACAUUCAUCUGUGCUCAGAAUUUCAGGCGUGACGAGUAUAGGUGGCAUUUCAAGGUAGGCAUUUAGGUUAUUUUAUAAUGACUUUAAAAGUAAUAUUAUUCAAAGCACAUUUAAUUUGUCACAAAUGAUUUUUUUAUAUUAUUUAAAGGUAAAGAAAAUGCCAAGUGACAAUUUUGCAAACAUCUCCCUAGACUAGUGGUAUGCAACCUUUUUGGUGGGGACCCUUUUUGGUGGGGACCCUUUUUGGUGGGGACCCUUUUUGGUGGUGACCCUUUUUGGUGGUGACCCUUUUUGGUGGGGACCCUUUUUGGUGGGGACCCUUUUUGGUGGUGACCCUUUUUGGUGGUGACCCUUUUUGGUGGUGACCCUUUUUGGUGGUGACCCUUUUUGGUGGGGACCCUUUUUGGUGGUGACCCUUUUUGGUGGUGACCCUUUUUGGUGGUGACCCUUUUUGGUGGUGACCCUUUUUGGUGGGGACCCUUUUUGGUGGUGACCCUUUUUGGUGGUGACCCUUUUUGGUGGUGAUCCUUUUUGGUGGUGACCCUUUUUGGUGGUGACCCUUUUUGGUGGUGAGGAUUGAACUCCUUGUUUUAUCUAUUCUCAGAAUGUUCACCAAGAAAUUUACUCAGGUUUCAGUGGAUGGCUGGAGCAGCGAUGUCCUCUGGCGUACAUGGGCUGCACCUUCUCAUAUCAUCGAAUGGAGCCAGCUCAGCCCAACAGGGCUCUGUAUCAUUCACCACUGCUGGAGAGCUUUGGCCUCCGCAGCACCGUCCAGCCGAUGAAAUCAUCUUGCUCACACCACCAUGGCUCAAUG
Molecule: messenger RNA, 3499 nt
Organism: Lymnaea stagnalis (great pond snail)
Lineage: Eukaryota; Metazoa; Mollusca; Gastropoda; Lymnaeidae
Source: the annotation of a GenBank genome assembly